AUGACCACUGAGAUCUACGACACUUAUUCCGGUGGUGACGAUCCAGACGACGAGCCGUGUGACGUGACCCUGAACCCACGGAUGAUCCUGGCCCAGACCUACAUCCACUCCCUCAUCUGCGUCCUGGGCCUCGUCGGAAACUCCCUCGUCAUCAUCACCUACGUCUGCUACAAACGAACCAAAACCAUGACGGACGUGUACCUCCUGAACGUGGCGGUGGCCGACCUGCUCUUCGUCUUAGCCUUGCCUUUUAUCGUGUACAACGAGCUGAACGGUUGGUGGAUGGGCUCUGCUGCUUGUAAAUUCCUUCGUUUCGCGUACAGCAUCAACUUGUACAGCGGCAUGCUACUGUUAGCUUGCAUUAGCGGGGACCGGUACGUGGCCAUUGUCCAGGCCAGGCGAUCUUUUGGCUCCGGCUCGCAAUCUCUCCGCUAUAGUCGCAUCACCUGCUCCGCCGUCUGGGUUUUGGCUUUGGCCUUGACUCUUCCCACCUUAAUCUACACCCAGCGUUUUGAGGAAGACGCCAUUCCAGAUUUGAAUGAGAUCAGUAGCAACACAUCGGUUUCAUACAGCGCUCCGUUGGUGUCAUGUGAGCUUUUGUUUGAUGAAAAUGAAACGGCCAAACUGGUGAAGAUUUUGGUGCCAAGUUUGCAGAUGGCGAUCGGGUUUGUGGUGCCUUUCCUGGUGAUGGCGUUUUGCUACUCCUGUAUUCUCGACACUUUGCUCCGGACGCAGAGCAGCCAACGCCACAAGGCCGUCCGUGUAGUCUUCGCCGUGGUCGUGGUUUUUAUCGUGUGCCAUCUUCCGUACAACGUGGCUCUCCUCCAACACACCCUGUCCCUGUUCAAAGAGAGAAGCUGCAGCAUGGAGAGGGUUAAGGUGGAUGUUUUAGCCGUUUCUCAGAGUCUGGCCUACCUCCACUGCUGCCUCAACCCCUUCCUGUACGCCUUUGUGGGGGUCAAGUUCAGAAGUCAUUUCAGGCAGAUCCUGGUGGAUUUGUGGUGCCUGAGCAAGAAGUACAUCUACAGCUCUCGAUCGCCACGAAACACCUCGGACAACGCCGCCACAGGCUUCACCACAGGCCACAUGUCUGACACUGGCUCCAAAAUGUCCUCCUUCAGCCUUUAA
Knipowitschia caucasica is the source of this 1128-nucleotide messenger RNA. Lineage: Eukaryota; Metazoa; Chordata; Actinopteri; Gobiiformes; Gobiidae. The record is from the annotation of a GenBank genome assembly.